This is a messenger RNA of Folsomia candida, 1641 nucleotides long. RefSeq lists its product as uncharacterized. The transcript has a single exon. Gene Ontology annotation, biological process: DNA integration. The record is from RefSeq and is a predicted model, not a curated record. Lineage: Eukaryota; Metazoa; Arthropoda; Collembola; Entomobryomorpha; Isotomidae. The coding region runs from base 1 to 1641 and encodes 546 amino acids. Gene Ontology annotation, molecular function: nucleic acid binding.
AUGAAGUCGGUCUCCGACGCUUUGUCAUUGGAAGGUGCGACCACCACUUAUUGGACGGAUUCUACGACCGCGUUAGCGUGGAUCCAACGUAAUGACGGUUGGGGCACUUUUGUCGGAAAUCGAGUGCGAUGUAUUUUGAAGUUGUCAAGUGCUGAAAACUGGAGACACGUUCCCGGUGUCAUGAAUCCAGCGGACCUCCCCUCCAGAGGAUGCGACUCACGAGAGCUUCUGGAAUCCAAAUGGUGGGAGGGACCCGACUGGCUUAAAGGAGAUGAAGACAAUUGGCCAUCACGAGAAGUUGACCAAGAUGAAGUGGAAGUUGCAGCAGAGAAGAAAGCAGCGACGACCCAGAUGACAAGUGCAAGUCAAGUUGAAGAGUCGUGGUAUGUGAAGCGAUUCUCAAGUUUUAAGAAGAAUGUGCGAGUCAUUGCAUGGAUAAGAAGAUUUGCUAAGAAUGCAAGACCAUCGUCACAAUCACGAGUAAGUGGUCCACUUAUGAUUGAAGAGAUCAUCAAUGCGGAAAAGUGCAUUGUGAAGUUGAUACAAAAAGAAGUUUUCACUGGAGAAAAUUCCAUCAGAGGAAUGGAAACUGUAGUGGACGACGAUGGUAUUAUCCGAGUGGUAACUAAGUUAUUCCACUGUCAAGAACCAGAUGGAUUCCGAAGACCAAUGCUGUUACCGAAGUCUCAUCCAGCCGUUGAGAUGUUGAUUCGGGACUGCCACUUGGAGAAUUCUCAUGCAGGAGCUCAAUUCCUCAUGGGAAAGUUAAGAGAAAGUUAUUGGAUUCUACAAGGAAGACAAGCUAUAAAGAAAGUGAUUUCGUCAUGCGUGAGAUGCAGACGAUUUAAUGCAAAGGAGCCCAUUGUACCACGAGGACAACUUCCGGACAACAGAGUUAAGAUGGGGAAAGUAUUUGAAGUGACAGGAGUCGACUACGCCGGGCCCCUCUAUUUAAAGGACAAGAGUAAAGUUUGGUUUUGUCUCUUUACGUGUGCGGUGUAUCGUUGUGUCCACCUUGAAGUUGUCAACUCUUUGUCGACGGAGGCGUUCAUCAUGACCUUGGAUCGCUUCAUCGCAAGGAGAGGGCGUCCCUCCAUUAUUUACAGCGACAACGGAACAAAUUUUGUCGGGGCUGUAAAUCUUUUCAAGAAUAUUGACUGGUCUCAGGUUGAAAAGGAAACUGAGACGAAGAGGAUUAAGUGGAUUUUUAGUCCACCAUCAUCGCCAUGGUGGGGAGGAUGGUGGGAGCGGCUCGUCAAGACGGUCAAAGACCUUAUCAAAAGGAUGCUAGGGAAUGCAAGGUUGAAUUUGGAGCAGUUGGCGUCCUGUCUAUGUACCGUGGAAGCAACGGUCAACGGGCGGCCGCUUACAUUUGUCACAGAGGAUCCGACGGAUUUAAUACCCAUCACUCCUGCAAUGUUUAUUCAGGAUAUUGAAGAUGCAAGUUAUCCCGAGUUUGGACUUUCGGAUGGGGACAUCUUGAGGAUGAAGAAUCGAAACAUGCAAGUCAAGUUAAGGGAACAGCUUCGUGGGAGGUUCAGAAAAGAGUACCUCGGCCAACUCGUUCAGCGUGGAAACGAAAACGGAUCGAAACAGUUCAAGGUCAACGAGUUGGUGCUUAUCGCCAACAGUUAUCGAUAA